Molecule: messenger RNA, 342 nt
Organism: Ambispora gerdemannii
Lineage: Eukaryota; Fungi; Glomeromycota; Glomeromycetes; Archaeosporales; Ambisporaceae
Source: the annotation of a GenBank genome assembly
AUGAAAUUAUUUCAUGCAGAAACCAGAAAACGACUUGCUGUUCGCAAGUCUAUAGAUGGAAAAGUUAAGGCUAGUGAAAAGAAGGACAAACAUUCAUCCAUGUUAAAAAAAAAACUUAUCAAGGAGUUAGAAUCACCAAGUUCGUCAUCGAGUACGAUCGCCUCACAAACCAAAACUAUCACGAACUCUGGUAAUUUUACCGAUUUAUACAAUGCAAUUAUUAAGGCUGAAGAACGAAUUGAGAGCACCAAUCAAGAACUUAUAGAGAUCAUAGGGCUUAGAGAAAAAGAAGUCGCAAAACAGCUUCCCAACGAUCUCUCAAAUGCAAUUGAGAAAGAGUAG